Molecule: messenger RNA, 6956 nt
Organism: Nerophis lumbriciformis (worm pipefish)
Lineage: Eukaryota; Metazoa; Chordata; Actinopteri; Syngnathiformes; Syngnathidae
Gene: magi3a
Product: membrane associated guanylate kinase, WW and PDZ domain containing 3a
Biological process (GO): signal transduction
Cellular component (GO): cell-cell junction; cytoplasm
Molecular function (GO): protein binding
Source: RefSeq, a predicted model, not a curated record
GUGCAACAUAUGAGAUUGCGCAAUGGCGUGCGUCACUGCGUCGUAGCGAAGCGGCCUUGAAGGACGACCGUGUUCAGGAACUGCAAAAAAAAAUAAAAAAAUGUCCAAGACCCUGAAGAAGAAGAAGCACUGGUCCGCCAAAGUCCAGGAGUGCGCCGUGUCGUGGGGGGGCACCGGGGAACUGGUCUCGGUGGUGGAGCUCCGAGGCGGCGCCGAGCAGGGGGAGUUCCCCUACCUCGGACACAUCUCGGCCGAGGCGCUGGUCUGCCACGCCGGGAGGAUACCGAGCAGCGGGGACGUGCUGCUGGAGGUGAACGGCACGCCGGUGAGCGGGCUGACCCACCGGGACUCACUGGCCGUCAUUCGGCACUUUCAGGAGCCCAUCCGCCUGAAGACCGUCAGACCAGGGAAGGUCCUGAAUGCUGACCUCCAUCACUACCUCAGUCUGCAGUUCCAGAAGGGCUCCCUGGACCACAAGCUGCAGCAGGUGAUCCGGGACAACUUGUACCUGCGCACCAUUCCCUGUACCACCCGGCAGCCCAGAGAGGGGGAAGUUCCUGGUGUGGAUUACAACUUCAUCAGCGUGGAAGAGUUUCGCAAACUGGAAGAAUGUGGACUCCUGCUGGAGAGUGGAACCUAUGACGGAAACUACUACGGCACGCCCAAACCGCCUGCGGAGCCCAGUCCUGUGCAGCUGGACCUGGUGGACCAGGUCUUGUUUGACGAGGACUUCGACGCCGAAGUCCAACGCAAGCGCACCACGUCGGUCAGCAAGAUGGACAGGAAGGACAGCGCCGCCCCCGAGGACGAGGACGAGGAGGACAGGCCGCCCACGGUCAACGGACAAGUUGACCACGCGGACAAGGCGGAGUGGAGGAGGACGGUGCCCAGCUACAACGCCGCCGUGGACCCGCGAGCGUGGAGCGCCACGGCGCAGGACGACGGCCAGGAGCCGCUGCCCAAAAACUGGGAGAUGGCCUACACCGACAGCGGCAUGGUCUACUUCAUAGACCACAACAGCAAAACCACCACCUGGCUGGACCCGCGACUCGCCAAGAAGGCCAAGGCUGCGGAGAAAUGCGAGGAAGGAGAGUUGCCCUACGGCUGGGAGAGGAUCCAGGACCCGCAGUACGGCACCUACUACGUAGAUCACAUCAACCAGAAGACUCAGUUUGAGAAUCCAGUGAUGGAAGCAAAGAAGAAGGUGAGCCUUGAGACGCCAUCUUCGGUUUCCUCGGCAACAGCCACGCCAUCAGAGGAGCCGGCUCAGGGAGGGCGGGGCUUCACGCGGGACCCGUCCCAGCUGCAGGGCGCCCUCCUUCACACCGCGCUGCGGAAGAGCCCUCAGGGCUUCGGCUUCACCAUCAUCGGGGGAGACCGCCCGGACGAGUUCCUCCAGGUCAAAAACAUCCUUCUGGACGGGCCUGCUGCGCACGACAAGAAGAUCGCCUCAGGCGACGUGAUCGUCGACAUCAACCGGACCUGCGUCCUGGGGAAGACGCACGCGGACGUGGUGCAGAUGUUCCAGUCCAUCCCCGUCAACCAGUACGUGGACAUGGUCCUGUGCCGCGGGUACCCGCUGCCCGAGGACUCCGGCAGCGGCGAGGACGCGUCCAAGGACUCUUCUCCCGCCGCGUCCACGCCUCAGGACCCUUACCACAAGGUCCAGGAGGCUGGGGGGACCCUGCCUCGACAGACCGCCGCCGUGCCCCCCCUGGCCAACGGGGGACGCCACCACCACCACCACCACCACCAGCACCAGCAUCCGCACCACCAGGACGGUCCGGAUCCGACGCUGCUCCAGCCCGAGCUGGUGGGCGUGUCCCUGCUGAAAGGCCCCGGAGGGUUCGGCUUCGCCAUCGCCGACUCACCGCUGGGCCAGAAGGUGAAGAUGAUCCUGGACGCCCAGUGGUGCCGGGGGCUGCUGAAGGGCGACGUCAUCAAGGAGAUCAACAGACAGAACGUGCAGACGCUGAGCCACUCGCAGGUGGUGGACAUCCUCAAAGACUUGCCCGUGGGCAGUGAGGUCAACGUGCUGGUGCUCCGUGGAGGUCAGACAUCGCCUGUGAAAUCAUUGAAACCGAGCACGGCGCCCACGCCUCAGCUGGCUUCCCAGCAUGCAUCACAACCGACGCUCCCGCCUGCCUCCCAGCCCGCCCCUCAGCACACGCCUCGCCACAGCCACCCUUCGCCCGUCACGCAGGCGCAGCGACCGGAGCUGAUCGACAGCGCCGAGGCCCCGGGCCACGCCGAGGUGCCCCCCAACCCGAUCUCCUUCCCCGCCAACGCCGCGCGCACGUCUUCGCCCAAACCGGACGCUUCAGAACUCUACCUCAAGUCCAGGGCCAUGGUGGAUAGCCAGCCUUCAUACACCAAAGACUUGGACGUUUUCAUCAAGAGGAACCAAGAGUCAGGCUUCGGCUUCAGAGUCCUUGGAGGCGAAGGCCCGGAUCAACCGGUCAGUUCCAUCCCACUUCACUUCUCAAACAUAUUCCUAAUAAUCACCUCCUCACGCUUUUGUCCGCAGGUGUACAUCGGCGCCAUCGUCCCGCUGGGCGCGGCCGAGAAGGACGGGCGCCUGCGAGCAGGUGACGAGCUGCUGUGUAUAGACGGCGUGCCGGUGAAGGCCAAAUCCCACAAACAGGUCCUGGAGUUGAUGACAAACGCGGCGCGGAACGGCCAAGUCCUGCUCACCGUGCGCAGGAAACUCUCGUACUCAGACGGCGGGGGAAGGGAGGACGAUGGCGGCCCGCAGGUAUCAGCAGUUGUUGUCAGCAACUCUCCUAAGACGCCUCGGGGGGAAGCGCUGAAGGCCCAUCCUUCUCGACAGGAGUCCUUCGAUGUCACGCUGCAGCGCAGAGACAACGAAGGCUUCGGCUUCGUCAUCCUCACCUCCAAGAACAAGCCCCCGCCUGGAGUGAUCCCGCACAAGAUUGGUCGCAUCAUCGAGGGCAGCCCGACAGACCGCAUGGCUCAGGUGAAGGUGGGCGACCGAAUCUCCGCCGUCAACGGCCGCUCCAUCAUGGAGCUGUCGCACAACGACAUCGUGCAGCUCAUCAAGGAGGCCGGCACGUCUGUAACCCUCAAGGUCGUGCCUGAAGACGACAGCGCACCGCCGUCCACGACCAACUCAGCCAAGCAGAGUCCGUCCCUGCAGCACAGAGCUGUCGGCCAGCAGCCGCCAAACUACACAGACAGGAACGGUGACAUGCUGACCAUCAGUCCAUCAGGCCUCAUGCAGGAUUGUUUCGUGGUGGAGUUGGAUCGGAGCCAGAGGGGCUUCGGCUUCAGUCUGAGGGGCGGUAAAGAAUACAACAUGGGCCUGUUCAUCCUGCGCCUGGCUGAGGACGGACCCGCCCUGAAGGAUGGACGGAUCCACGUGGGCGAUCAGAUCGUGGAAAUAAACGGCGAGGCCACACAGGGCAUCACACACACACGAGCUAUCGAGCUGAUCCAAGCGGGAGGCAGCAAAGUUCUUCUGCUGCUGCGACCCGGCCAGGGUUUGGUUCCUGACCACAGUUCCAAGGACAAGGUCAACAUUCCAAGCAAGCAUUUGGUCAGUGAUGGACCUUCAUCUCCAGCCUCCGUGUCUACCUCAGAGUGGUCUCCCUCCUCAACCUCCAUGGCCGCCCUCCAUGACUUCUCCACGCUUGCCGGGUCCGCGGGAUCCCCUGGCGCUGGCCGGCCGACGACCGACAAAGUCCGAGGGCAGCAGGUGUCCUUCCAGCGCGCUACCAGUCCUGGUGCUCAUGCCAGGAAGACCGGCAGGAGUGACUCCAAGGCCGCCAGUCCCAGGAGAGCCACAGAUCACGGGGACGACUCCCAGAGUCCCCGGAGAAAAGAGCGGGGAUCUUCGGCGGACCGGAAGCACGACGGGCAGAGAGACCAGCGCUCCUCCAUGAGGGACCAGGACCAACCCCAGAGCCCGAGACGCCCGGCCGGCCAGCAGCCCGCCGGCGACGGGAGAAGACACAAGGACGAAGACGCGGCUCACUUGCAGGACGGCGACCGCCUCAAGAAGGUCCGACGGGCCGAGCAGGACCUGCAGGGGGGUCCCAGGGAGAGGUCGGGGUCGGACGCCGACACGCUGGGCCGUAGGAGUGCACGCGACAAGGACGGCAGGUCCCACAGGUUACCUGAAGAUGGGAACAAGAAGCCCCCUGGGGGGUCCAGUGCGAGCAUGCAGGACCUGGGCUACAGCAGCAAGAAGGUUCCCAUCACACCUGGACCAUGGAAGGUUCCUAGUUCCAGCAAGAUCCAGUCCCAGGUGGACACAGCUUAGAAAUCCUAGUCCCCAUAUAUCUGAUGAUGGACGCUGCAUCCAUACCUCUCACUGUGAGACUUCCAUGAAGGAUCUGGUUUUCUUGUCCCUUGGACCUUUUUGAAGGUUCACGGCACAUUCCACACAUUCCUAGGUUUUAUUUUGUUGGCCGUCUGAGGAGGAAUCUGGCCGUCCUCAUCGUGUCCCCGCUGAUAAGAUCGAGUCACUUCCAGAAGUAAUAAUGUCAUUUCACCAUCUGGCAGAUAGAAGGAGAAAACUCUUCUAGACUACGUAGUCUGCCCGAACCUGGCAGCUUCUGCAGGGAAAACUGCACUUUGGGAAUUCUUCUCGUUCCUUACGUGAGACAAGAACUGGCGUCUUCCCUAAAUAGUAAAGAACUGCUAGGACGAGGCGGCUAACAAUGCAGGUAAUGGGAAUAAGAUUCAUUCCAAAUCAUUCAUUUAUACAAACAAACUGUUUCCAGAGUGCAGCACACAAUAGAACUUCAUUAAAAGAUGGGUAAAAAUAGACAAAACUAUAAAAAUCAAUAAAAAGUAUCUAUAUAAAUUAAUUGAUUAAAAUAUUUCAAAAAAGAAAGAAAAUAAUAAAAACACAAAAAUAAGUAAAAACAAACCAGUUAAAUAGAAUAGAACAAUAAAAUCAAUUAAAAAAUAUGUGAAAGAAUGAAUAAAAAAAUCCUAAAAGAAAGAUAAUAAAAACGCCAAAAUAAGUCCAAACAAACCAAUUAAAUAGAAUAAAACAAUAAAAGUAAUUCAGUUAAAAGGUAGAUAAAAAUAGAUUAAAUAAUAAAAACAAUUCUAAAGGAUAUGUAAAUGAAUACGUUUUAAAAAGAAAAAUGAUAACACUAAAAGCGCCAAAAUAAGUCAAAACAAACCAAAUUAAAUAUAAUAAAACAAUAAAAGUAAGAUGGAUAAAAAUAGACAGAAUAUUAAAAUCAAUUUAAAAAAUGUAUAAAUAAUUGGAUUCAAAUAUUUUAAAUCCGAAAGAUAAUAAUAAAAACACUAAAAUAAGUAAAAGAAAAACAAAACAUCAAAAUAAGUCAAAACAAACCAAUUAAAUACAAUAAAACAAUAAAAGUAAUUCAGUAAAAGGUCGAUAAAAUAAUAAAAACAAUUCUAAAGGAUAUGUAAAUUAAUACAUUUUAAAAAGAAAGAUAACACUAAAAGCGCCAAAAUAAGUAAAAACAAACCAACUUAAAUAUAAUAAAACAAUAAAAGUAAGAUGGAUAAAAAUAGACAAAAUCAAUUUAAAAAAAUAUUUUGAAUCAGAACGAUAACAAACCAGUUAUAUAGAAUAAAACAAAGGUAAUUCAAAUAAUAUUCAAUAAAUUAAAAACGAAUCAAAUAACGUCAGUUAAAAAAAAUAUGAAUAGUUGAAAACAUUAUAAAAACUCUAAAAUAAGUACAAACAAACCAGUUAAAUCAAAUAAAACAAAAGUUAUGCAGUUAAAAUAUAAGUAAAAACAGAUUAAAUAAUGUCAGUAAAAAAUAUAUAUUGAUAAAUAAAUAUGAUUUUUCUUUUUUUAAUAAUAAUACUAAAAACACCAAAACAAGUAAAAACGAACGAAUUCAAUAGAAUACAACAAUAAAAGACACAGAGGACCACAUGACUCAAGCCGAUUUAAAAGCGUCCUAAGCUGUAAGAAUAUAUGUAAAGUUGUAACAUUGAUAUAAAACAUGUCGUAUUUACAUAUUUUCAUCAUAUUAAGCAUGACUUUACCUUUCCUUCUGGGCACAUUCAUUUCACAGAAACUGGAAAUGAACUGAACGCUUGUAAAUCCAGAUUGAGAGCUUUUAAAGUGUAACUGGUUUUCUUCGUGUGUAUGACAAAUAUUUUGUAUGUAACUCUAUCUUUUGCUGCCUCUUGGCCAGGAUUCCCUUGAAAAAUAUGAAUUUUUUUAAUCUCAGUGGGACUUUCCUGGUUAAAUAGAAAAUAAGGAACGCUACUCGCAAGAACAACAACAACUAUCGAUCAUGAGAGCCGACAACAACUAUUUUGGGACAAAUGAUAAUCAGAACGUUAUUAUUUUGAAUAUAAGGAGGAUGAGCCGAAAGUGAAACGGCAAAGCAUUGCCCUAGCGUUAGCAUGUAGCACUCGCGCUAUGCAUUUAAUCGACAACAAGGCAGAACAAUCACUUACAAUUGAUGGGGAUGGUUGUAUCUUUCAGCACUUCUUGGCGAUACGGAGUUGGGAACCAGUGCGUCCACUCACUCCGUCGGUCCAGAUUGUAAUGUUCAGGUCGCGGCAUGUAAAUAAAGCCUUGUGGGACGUUUUUUUUUAGAGUGCCUAAUUAAUGAAUCCGAUGGCCGCCUCGCGCUAGCAGUUCUUCACUAUUUAGAACGCACAGAAAGGAAAAAGACACGUGUUCUUGUCUCACUUAAGGACAACAGUCCUGAAAAGUGUACUUUUUCUUAGAAGUUUGCGUUGUAGCAGAUGUGAUGAAAGUCCCAAUUCAACAGGUUCAGCUCUACCACCAUCUACACAUUCUAUUUCUACACUCUCUACAUUCUAUUUCUACAAUCUCUACAUUCUAUUUCUAUGAUUUUGUGACCAGCGUAGCAGCUCUGUGUUUUAGGUCAUUUGACUAUUGUGCGCUGUUCCUUAUGCCUGUAGCAUCCACUUAAUACUCAAAACUGUUUACGCUCGCUUACAAGCUUACUUAUAUAUAUAUAUA